Messenger RNA from Melampsora larici-populina 98AG31, 1375 nucleotides. RefSeq lists its product as uncharacterized. NCBI's taxonomy places the organism in Eukaryota, Fungi, Basidiomycota, Pucciniomycetes, Pucciniales, Melampsoraceae. Gene Ontology annotation, molecular function: GTP binding; GTPase activity. Gene Ontology annotation, biological process: small GTPase-mediated signal transduction. The coding region runs from base 227 to 820 and encodes 197 amino acids. The transcript is spliced from 6 exons. The record is from RefSeq and is a predicted model, not a curated record.
CAUAAAUGAUACAAAUUCAACUGCCCCUCUCCUCUCUCUCUCUUUACCACCACACGCAAUUUCUCUCUAUCUCUUUACUUUCUACUACACAGACACACACAUACUCAUCAACUGACCAAACCAGCAAUCUCAAUUUUGAAUCUUCACCUUAAACAAUCUCACAAUCAUCGCCUUCCCCAAUCUCUUAUAGUUUUUUACCCUUUUCAUCCUCAUCUUUCAUUCUAUCAUGGCAGAGAUUCGUCGAAAGCUUGUCAUCGUCGGCGAUGGAGCUUGUGGAAAAACUUGUUUACUCAUCGUUUUCUCAAAAGGCACAUUUCCCGAGGUCUAUGUUCCAACCGUCUUCGAGAACUACGUCGCCGAUGUUGAAGUAGACGGCAAACGAGUCGAACUGGCGCUUUGGGAUACAGCUGGCCAAGAAGAUUACGAUAGACUUCGACCACUCUCUUAUCCUGAUUCGCACGUUAUCUUGAUAUGUUUUGCUAUCGACUCUCCCGAUUCGUUAGACAACGUCCAAGAAAAGUGGAUUUCAGAAGUCUUGCACUUUUGCCAAGGCUUACCUAUCGUCUUGGUAGGAUGUAAGAAGGAUCUUAGGAAUGACCCGAAAACUAUCGAUGAGUUGCGAAGAACGAGUCAAAGGCCCGUGACAUCCGACGAGGGAAUGGCCGUCGCCCAAAAAAUUGGUGCACAACGUUACCUCGAAUGUAGUGCCAAGUCCGGUCAAGGAGUCCGAGAAGUCUUUGAGCACGCGACUCGGUACGCACUCCUUGCCAAGAAAGGUGGCGGUCGACGCACUCGUGGUAAAGUGUGCAACAUCCUUUAAGUCGAGAGAGAAUCGUUGGAUGCCUGGUGCUAGCUUCUUCUUACUCAUUUUCUCAGCCCUCUACCUCAUCUUUUUAUCCUUGUUUUUUUUCUAGCCGCUUUACACCUGUUGCUUUCCGUGUUGUGCUGUGUUACUUGACGGCGCUUCUGUAGCUGCGCAUCCUGUGAUGUGCGCUAAAUUGAGGUUUAUUGGUGGAACUAAUUUUCAAUUUGAUGUCCAGUCGAUUUCUGUGUUCCUAUCAUGAGCUUGCGAUGGGGUGUACUCUACAUCGCCACAUCAUAUGAUUCAACAUAACAUUGGUUUCACACAUUCAUCACUUCUCUGUUCACUUGGUUUCUGCCCUCAAUGUCUCGUAAUGGUGCCUAAGUAUAUCUGUAUUGUAGAGGCACACGCUGGUUCUCCAAGGACUCAAUAAUGCUCCGACCUAUGAUGUGCGCUAAGUGCUUGAUUUGGUCGACGGCAUCUCAAUCAUGUUGCGGUACAAUUCCUCCUCAAUGCCUAUGCUGUUCUUUUGAACUUGAAUUCACUACUCAAGAUAUGAUGACGAUCCCUUCC